Molecule: messenger RNA, 1405 nt
Organism: Dipodomys ordii (Ord's kangaroo rat)
Lineage: Eukaryota; Metazoa; Chordata; Mammalia; Rodentia; Heteromyidae
Gene: Tmem35a
Product: transmembrane protein 35
Exons: 2
Coding region: 150-653 (167 amino acids)
Biological process (GO): positive regulation of protein localization to cell surface; chaperone-mediated protein complex assembly
Cellular component (GO): endoplasmic reticulum
Molecular function (GO): acetylcholine receptor regulator activity
Source: RefSeq, a predicted model, not a curated record
UCUCUUCUGCUCCCUCCUCUCCCUUUGUCAUUCUAGCUGCCUGCUGCCUCCGCAGCGUCCCUCCAGCUCCGCCUGUGCGAACUGCUUGCGCCCUAGACAACUGGGUGCGCAAAGCAGAAGGAUUAGUUGGGACCUGCCUUGGUGACUCCAUGGCAUCCCCCAGAACCAUAACUAUCGUGGCCCUCUCUGUGGCCCUGGGACUCUUCUUUGUUUUCAUGGGGACUAUCAAAUUGACCCCCAGGCUCAGCAAGGAUGCUUACAGUGAGAUGAAACGUGCUUACAAGAGCUAUGUCAGAGCCCUCCCUCUGCUGAAGAAAAUGGGCAUAAAUUCCAUCCUUCUCCGAAAAAGCAUUGGUGCCCUUGAAGUAGCCUGUGGCAUAGUCAUGACCCUUGUGCCUGGGCGUCCCAAAGAUGUGGCCAACUUCUUCCUCCUCUUGCUGGUGCUGGCUGUGCUCUUCUUCCACCAGCUGGUUGGUGAUCCUCUCAAACGCUAUGCCCAUGCCCUGGUGUUUGGAAUCCUGCUCACUUGCCGCCUGCUGAUUUCCCGCAAGCCUGAAGACCGAUCUUCUGAGAAGAAGCCCUUGCCAGGAAAUACCGAAGAGCAACCAUCCUUAUAUGAGAAGGCCCCACAGGGCAAAGUGAAGGUGUCUUAGGAACAGAAGCGCACAGUGGGGACAUUCCAGGCAGUUGCCUCCGUGACACCCAGGAAGAUAUCAGUGUGUAUUUUUUAUUUGAUUUAUUUCUCUUGGAGGAAAGGGAAAUUUAUCAUCUGCAAGUUAAUUGGCUUGUGUACAAUUAUACCAUAAAAUGAACCCCUAUUGACAUUUGUGCUCCACCUUUAAUCACUCUGAGGCAAUGCUCACAUCUUGCUGCAUGUACAUGUAUACGGCUACUAUUGAAGUGUAUUUGUGAGAUGGACUCCAGCAAGCAUGUGACUGUGAGAUUCUGUGUGGGAAAAUGUAUUUAAUUACUGUGUGUGUGCACUCAUGUACAUACGUGUAUGGAGAAGGCUUUGAUCUUGAACUAAUCCUACACAGGUAUCCUUCCUUUCCUUAUAAACUGAUGCCAGCAAAGGUAGAAUAAACCUCCUAUAAAGAGAGUCCUACAUUUCCUAUAAAGCAAGUGAUCUAGUCCCUUAUGAGAAGAUCCUUCUCUAAAUUAAGCUGAAAACUUAAUCUCGCCACUAUAGAAAAAAUGUUAUUUUAAUUAAAAACAGUUAUAUAUAAAACUACUCUUUACACUGAAGUUAAGUUUUAAACACUCCAUAUUUAGUUUAAUUACCAAAGGAUACAUGCUGUCAAUAGUCUCAUUCUUCAAGUGAAAAAAUAGAAAGUUUCACCUUGCCCUAAGCUCUUUGGCUAACAAUUUGAAACUAAAGUAGUACAUUUAUUACCAGAUAUCAUCU